CAGAGCAAAGAUGGACAACUCGUAGCAGAAAACGGAAGAAAAAGAAAAGCAAAAGGAGUUCCAGAAAGAAAUCUAGGGCAAGCCGCACGCACGCCACCCAAAUUCCCGUAGCCCUACGCCACCAUCCGCCGCCACCGCCACCGCCGGCGGCGAGUCUCGGCGGGGGCAGAAGCGGCCGAGGAGCACCCCUUCGCCCCCCGAAUCAGGCCCCGAGGGGAAGAAUAAGAGGGGGAGAAGGGGGCAAGUCAGCCCUCCCCGUUCGAUCGGAGGCAGCAUCUCUCCCCCGGAAGGUCGCCGGCGGAGCAACCGCUGAUGCGGCGGCCAUGGCGUCGGCGGUGCUCUCGUACAUUCAAAGCCUGUGGCCGCUCUCGGCUCUCCUGAAGGAGGACGACCUGGGCGCCUCCGCGCGGCUGGUGCGGACCCUCUCCGUGCCCGAGGAGACGAAGCAGUUCGUGUUCGCGAUCCGGGAGCCCGAGACGCAGGGCUUGCUCUACAUCCUCGCGGCGCAGAACCUCUCCGAGCAGUCCGCUUUGGACGCCGGACAUCUGAUCAGGGCGGUGCGGCCCCGGGCCGUGAUCACCCAGGUCGCGCACACAGAGGUCGAGGACGUUUUGAUCGAGGAGCAGUGCCUGGCUGAAGGCGGAGCGGGCGGCGUGCCGGCGUCGCCACUACAGGUGAUUAAGCGUUGCAUCACCGAGAAGAAGAGCAAAGAUCACUAUGUGAAAUCCGCCGCUUGCCAGGUCCUCCGGGAGAUUUUUGGGGUUGGAUUCUAUGGCCACCUAUUGGCUGCCAAGAGAGCUGCGGAGGAGACAGAGUCGCAUUUUCUCUUGCUCGGCUCUCCGUAUGAGAAGAAUUGCAAUGCGGGUGGAUCGAGCAACGGAAAUAGUACGGACGAUAAUCCGGCUCCGCAAUUGCAGACUAGCUGCACUCUUCCUCAGAGUGCCAUGGAUGAUAAAUCUGGUCUCCAGUUACAGAGUAACUGCUUGCUCCCUAAGAGUGCCACAUCUGCAGUAAGCUCCCAUGUCAGGAAGAUAUGCCUUGUGGAUGAUUAUGGAGGGCAGCUCAUGAAGUCGCUAGCUCCAACUGCUAACUUGUUGUUGUCCCAAGCUAUCUCUUCCUAUGCUGUUGCGGAGUGCAGACUGUCAGAAUGUAAGCCGGCCGACAGAUACGAGCCUCCACUUUUUGCGCAGACCGUCUACCCUCUGCUCUCUGACCUUUAUGAGAUAUUUGUUCAAAUUCCGUCAAUUGGGAAGGCUAUGGCUUCUGCACAGAUGUUGCUCACUCAAGUUCACAAGGGGAAGCCAGUUUGCAGUGAAAUGUUAUCUGAUGUCUAUGUAUUUGGAAUUGCAAUAGAGGCUCUCAGAAUAUGUUUAAACAAUGCAGGAAGACGCCGCAUUAAUACUAGGGAUAAUCAUAGUUUGGAGAAAUUGGAUUUUGCAGAGCUCCCUUCUGAGGAGAAGUGCCACAUUCUUCUUGUUCAAGCUCUCAGAAGUCAACUAAGGGAGUUCGGUUCUGUGGUGGCUGUAGUUGAUGCCAGCUGCUUAGCUGGAAUAAGGAGACACUGGAACACUCCUGUUCCUUCGGAGAUCACACAAUUAGCUGGCAGUUGCUUCAAUCAUUAUGGCAACAAAAAUGAGAGCGAAAAUGAGAGUGAUAACAAUGAGGUGCCAUCGGACAGCACUGAUAAAAAGAGCUGGAUAGCUGAGAAACCUGUGGUCGCAGUUGGUGCGGGAGGAACAGCAAUUCUUGGUUUUUCAUCUUUGUCGAAAACCAUCCAGGCAUCUGCCAUUCUUAAGUUGGCUCCUUAUAAAACUCCAGUGAUCUUAAAGUAUGGCUUAAUGCAGCUGCAAAGGCAUGCCGGCGUUGUAUUAAGCAAGCUCCUCUCUCAUGGGGUUGUUAGUGCUGGUUCGAAGUCAUCUGUUUUACAGUUCACAGCUUCAGCAGAGAAGAUUCGGGCGGUGACACACACCGUAAUAUCAUCUGUAGAGAGAACUAGCUUGUUGGCGAUGCGGACAUCGUUCUACGAAAUAAUGCAAAAGAGGCAGAAGCACAACCGACCUUUCCGAAUAGCUCCUUGGGCAACAUUUAGUUUUAGCUUGGUUGCAUGUGCUGGCCUCCUGAAGCAUGGAGAUGGGAUUGAGUGUGCUGCUGAGGCCGCACCUUCUGUUCCCAUGAUUGCCUCCCUGGGCCGUGGUCUUGAGAGCUUGCGUGUCACUUCAGAGGAAACGAGGCAAACAAGGAGCCAAAAUGUGAAGGAAGCUUUGCUAACAUUGUUGCGCAGCUUAAAGAAAUCAGAAAAGUAAAGCCACAAUAAUGUACAACUGAAACUGUAUAGAUUUCAUCAUGCAAUUUUGUCAUUAGAGCGAAGCUUUCAUACCAUCUGUACAGUACAUUCUUGUUCUUACUUCUUACUGAUAUAAUGAAAUUCUCAUGGUAUGCUAUUGUGUGCACUUCUUGCUUGAGCUUAGAGAGCAUGGGAACCAGAUCGGAUCAUUUGUGUUUGAUCUUCUGCACAUAAAAAUACAGAGCAUACACAUAAUUCGAUGUUCAUGCUUUAGUAAUUUAUUGAUUCCCAGCAAGAUAGCUUGGACUGCUUGGUACAAGAUCUGAGUGAAACACUUUGUUGCUAGUAUUGUUAGAGGUAAUAUACAAACAGUAAUGCUUCUCUUUUGGAAUAUUUUCUCAUAAGCAACAUAAGAGUUGGUGAUGCAACUUAUUUUUCCUUCUGGGAUCAUAUUUGCCUUCUAUAGGCUCACAUUUCGAGAUUAACCAGGCAUAUUUUGGCAUAGAUCUUCUGUGUGUUAAUCUUGAGCCAAGGAAAAGUAGGCAGCAGCAUCAAAUUGAUAUGCAUUUAAUGAUAUACAUACUUGCAUUUAAACAUCUGUCUCACGAUUACAAAUCGAUGUGAAAAAGAAAACCAUCCCUGUGAUCUCUUCGUUGCUAUACAAAAGUGAUGGGCCUCCCCAGGUAAAACAGUCCGUUCACAUUUCUGUUCAUACUGCUGCUGUUUUAAGGGUGAGAAAAUCAGAAAUUUGGUUUGUGUAGAAAUCUGGCUGGAUUUUGUUGUCGGGGCUUUGAAGCAUCUGCUCAGAAGUCACACCUG
Molecule: messenger RNA, 3103 nt
Organism: Triticum aestivum (bread wheat)
Lineage: Eukaryota; Viridiplantae; Streptophyta; Magnoliopsida; Poales; Poaceae
Exons: 1
Coding region: 324-2303 (659 amino acids)
Source: RefSeq, a predicted model, not a curated record